CUUCGCUUGUAAACGCGCUGCAAGACCUCCUGUUACGCUGCAUCACUUCUGACCGUAAAAUCGCGCUUCACGUUAAUACUACCUUGUUGCUGAGCAUCCAGCGCCGAGAUUACCUAGCUUUGCCGCAAUGCGUCGAGGCGUCUUAUGCACCUAUACUUCGCAACACUAUAAUUCAACGCCACGAUGACGCUGGAAGAAGCCCUUGCAGAGUGUGAUACUUGUGAAGAUGCAGAAGAUACUUCCUGGACAGAGAUAGCAAAAACGCAUAGGGUUGUGCGCUCAACGUUGACGCGAAGAUACCAACGCGAGACGCGAUCGCGUGAAGAGCAGGCAAUUACACAACAGAAGCUCACCCCACAACAAGAGGAGAAGCUUGUGAAGUAUAUAGAAGAGCUUACUGCUCAUCAUGUACCCCCUACACGAGAGGUGAUUUCAAAUUUCGCGUCAGCAGUCGCCUAGGAGUUAGUGGGCAAGAGCUGGGUUACCUCCUUUAUUCACAAGCACUCAAUCCAUCUCAUCUCUUAGUACUCAACAGGUAUGGACUCAGAUUGCCACAACGCCGAGUCCUACAGCAAGUAAAAGCUCUACUUUAACUUGUUACAGG
Didymella exigua CBS 183.55 is the source of this 604-nucleotide messenger RNA. RefSeq lists its product as uncharacterized. The record is from RefSeq and is a predicted model, not a curated record. The coding region runs from base 184 to 459 and encodes 91 amino acids. The transcript has a single exon. Lineage: Eukaryota; Fungi; Ascomycota; Dothideomycetes; Pleosporales; Didymellaceae.